AUGGAUAAACAGGUCAGAACAGCUCGAGGACCCAAGCCGACGAAGGCUUGUGUCAAUUGUCGGCGACUAAAGAUGAAAUGUGAAGUCUCAGGGGCUCCACCUUGCCGUCGAUGCCGCCAUACUCAGACUACUUGCGUUUUCAAGCCUCGGGCUAAUGCCUCUGCACUUCAUGAUUUAUUUGACCUCGAGGAGGCAGACUUAUUCAACAUACAUCCUGCAAUGCGUGACCAUCAGUCCAUUCUGGAUCGAUUAGAUCGAAUUGAAUCUGCCUUAGGGAUUGAACGAGAUGUCCUAGAGGACCCAGUUGUUUCUUCAGUCUCACCAACAGAGGAAGAUGACCAAUUUAUAUUCAUACAAGGAGCUUGGGACGCCGUUGCUCAUCUGAGAUCCAUAACUCGACCAGUACAGGAAGAGGCUAUUUGGGCGAGACCAAAUAUCAAGUGCCUUUGGACCUCAUUUCUCAACAAUCUACCGCUGCUUCACUUCUUGAAAGAUCGAGAUGCCUUUAAUUCUCCAACACCGUUGUUACUAGCUGCUGUUCUAUACAUCGCCGCGCUUCACCACAAAUCUUCCGAGCUGGGGUCCCUAGAAGCAGGCUAUUUUACGGCGACUUGCUGCGCAAUAGCUGAGCUGGCAUCCCCAAAUAUAGAUAUCGACCUCUGUAAGAGGAGGGAUAAAGAAACAAUAGAUAUUACGAGACCCAAAGCGUUCCACAAUGUCCUUGGUCUGAUCAUGGCAAGUCUAAGCUCCGAAGCUUAUAUCGAAACGACCGGUCUGUGGAUCGCAAUGGGUUACCGACUCUGGUUAGACCACUGUCCCUUUGAUCUGGGAACUUCGACACUAGAUUGGCGUGGUCUAUUCUCUGGUCUUCAAGUCAUUGACAUUGAACAUGCGUCUAUACACAUGUCCUACCCUCUCAUUCCCCACAAACCACCAACGCCUGGUAUCCACCGUCUAGACAGCCAUCAAGAGAAUGCUUUUCAAGGUCUGGCCGAAAUGAUGCACUUUGGUCUCAGCCACUUUGUGGGAAGAGGCCUGCCGACAAUUUGGUGCUCAAUAAAUGCAGAUGCCACUGACUGUAUCCCGGCGGUUCGCAGUCCUUUUACAGAGCGAGACUCUGAGGUUAUACGUCUUUGGGCUCGAAAGCUUGAUGACUGGCUUGUUCGGUAUAAUGGGGCAUCUCAGCCAUCCCCGUCUGACCGACAGGGUAUUUUGAUAUUGUUACAGUAUCAUUUGCACAAGCUUUAUGUGCUCUCAAUCUACCAUCCUGCUCGGGGAUUUGAUCUCAGCUCGGCUAAUAUUAGUCCUGUCGAGAGACAUGAGCUGCUGGUGUCAGCACGAGCAGUAUUAAGACUGCGCCAAGAUGAUGCAAGUAUUUGGUCAAAUUGGGAUCUGAUAAUGAUAACAUGGGCUGCUAUCCUCCUCCUUCGUGGAGUAGAGGAUGGCAUUACCCACCAAGAUGACCUACACCUCAUUCAAUCCCACCUUCAAAGCCUAGAGCGAAGCUCUCAAACUACAGUGAGUAUACACACUGUUCUAUUACAGCGCCUCGAAUCCAGCAUGCAGGCCAUGCAUACCCCGCCAGACACAAGUUCUGCAUUGGUGUUUCCGGGCCCUGGUGCCGAUGAUUCGUGGACGAUCUUCGACCAUGAAAUCAUGUCUUUAGCAAAUCCGCCUUGGUUAUUUGAGGACUCCACCACAUUUUCACAGACCCACAAAUCUCUCUCUCAGCUACCUGCCAGCCUGCCUGUCCCCUAUGCGAGCUUGCUGGACAGCAGUGCUCAGUCCUUUGAAGCAAAUACAGUCUGGAACAGCACAGAGUAG
This is a messenger RNA of Penicillium pulvis, 1824 nucleotides long. RefSeq names its product Zn(II)2Cys6 transcription factor. The transcript has 9 exons. Gene Ontology annotation, molecular function: DNA-binding transcription factor activity, RNA polymerase II-specific; zinc ion binding. Bases 1 to 1824 code for a protein of 607 amino acids. Gene Ontology annotation, biological process: regulation of DNA-templated transcription. The record is from RefSeq and is a predicted model, not a curated record. NCBI's taxonomy places the organism in Eukaryota, Fungi, Ascomycota, Eurotiomycetes, Eurotiales, Aspergillaceae.